AUGAUACAUAAGAAGGUAGGGGCUGUUGAUCCAGUGACCAUUGUGAUCAAAGAAUGUAUCAACUUAUCUACCGCAAUGAGAAAGUACAGCAAGUUUACUUCACAAUCUGGAGUGGCUGCAUUACUUGGCGGCGGCAGUGAUAUUUUCAGUAACCAGGAUGAUGGCCUGGCCACUACAUUCAAUAAUUUAUCAAGUACUAAAUAUAAUGAUCCAUUUUUAUCAGGAUUCAUUCAACUUCGAUUGAUGCUCAAUAAACUGAAUGAUCUGAAUGGCAUCGAUUCAUUGACCCUUUUACAACCAUUUUUACUCAUUAUUAGCACCAGUUCCAUAUCAGGUUAUAUCACAUCUUUGGCUUUGGACUCAUUACAGAAAUUUUUCUCACUGAAUAUUAUCAGUGCCAGUUCUAAAAACUACGUUGUAGCUUACAGAGAAGCUGUAAAUGCCUUAACACAUUGUAGAUUUGAAGGAUCGCAACAAACUUCAGACGAUUCCGUCCUUUUGAAAGUCGUAUUAUUACUAGAUACAAUAAUCAAUUCACAAUAUGGCGACCAUCUAUCAGAUUCCACAAUGUAUGAUGUCGUUCAAACUAUCAUGUCAUUAGCCUGCAACAAGAGAAGGACAGAAGUCUUGAGAAAAGCUGCUGAAGCAACAAUGGUUUCUAUCACAGUUAAAAUUUUCAGCAAAUUAGAGGAAUUAGAACCUAUAAAUACCACUCAAAAAUAUAUCAAUGAUGAAAGUUACUCAACUAACGUCCUCAAAGCAGAUACCAUUGGUACAAGCGCUAGUAGUGAUAGUCAGUCCAUUUUGGUCGAUGAAUCUGUGCAUUCUUUAAGUGACGAGGAUAGAGAACACGAUACUAAUGAAAAAGAUCAAGAACCAAUAGAAUCUGAACCUCAAAAAACCACAGAACAAGAAAUACAGAAGCAGGAAGUCGAAGUUUCCAAUUCAUUGGACCCCGAUUAUGGCUUACCUGUUAUAAAGCAAUAUUUAACUUUACUUUUAUCAUUAAUUGUCCCAGAAAAUCAGGCAAAGCAUACAAAUAGUACCAGAAUAUUUGGUUUACAACUUAUAAAUACAGCUAUUGAACUAUGUGGCGACAGAUUUCCUCUGUAUCCUCGACUAUUUAGUCUAGUCUCCGAUCCGAUAUUUAAAUGUGUUCUUUAUAUCAUCCAAAACACCGAUAAACUUUCACUUUUACAAGCAGCUUUACAACUUUUUACAACUUUGGUCAUAAAUUUGGGAAAUCAUCUACCAAUGCAGAUUGAACUAACAUUGAGCCGUAUAUUCUCCAUCUUAUUGGACGAUUCUACGUCACAUUCUAAAAAAUCAAGCAAUGUUAACUCUAGAGAUAACAAAUCAAAACCAGCUGUUCUUAAAGAAUUAUUAAUUGAACAAAUUUCAAUAUUAUGGACAAGAUCCCCAUCUUUUUUCACAUCAACAUUUACAAACUUCGAUUGUAAUUUGGAUAGAGCUGAUUUAUCUAUAAAUUUCUUAAAAGCAUUGACCAGGUUGGCACUACCAGAAUCAGCAUUAGACUCAACUGAAAGUGUUCCACCGAUUUGUCUCGAAGGUUUAGUCUCGUUAAUUGAUGAUAUGUACGAGCAUAUGCAAAGGGUUGAUAGAAAUGAAUAUUUAAAGAAAAAUUCGACAAACGAUAAUGAAAUUCUGAAACAAAGGGAAUUGAAAACAGAGUUCAUAAAAUGUGCUAAAGUCUUUAAUGAAAAACCAAAGAAAGGGAUCCCCAUGUUAGUUGAAAAGGGUUUUAUUAAAUCAGAAUCUGAUGAAGAUAUUGCCAACUUUCUGUUCGAAAAUAAUAGUAGAAUGAAUAAGAAGACAAUUGGUCUUCUACUUUGUGAUCCAAAACGAGAACUUCUAUUGAAAAAGUUUAUCAACUUGUUUGAUUUCAAAGAUCUUAGAGUAGAUGAGGCAGUUCGAAUUUUGUUGACAAAAUUUAGACUACCUGGUGAAUCACAACAAAUCGAAAGAAUCAUUGAAGCCUUUUCCAUAAGCUACGUAGAAAGUCAAGAUUAUUCCUCUGGUAAUGAAGAGGAAACAGAGGAAGAACCCGUGCAACCAGACUCAGAUUCUGUGUUUGUUCUAAGUUAUUCCAUUAUUAUGUUGAAUACAGAUCUCCAUAAUCCUCAAGUGAGAGAGCACAUGUCAUUCGAAGAUUAUUCUAACAAUCUGAAAGGCUGCAACAAUCAAAAGGAUUAUCCAUUUUGGUACUUGGAUAGAAUAUAUUGCUCUAUUAGGGAUAAAGAAAUUGUCAUGCCUGAAGAACAUCAUGGAAAUGACAGAUGGUUUGAAGAUGCAUGGAACAAUUUAAUAUCUUCUACUACAGUCAUAACUGAAAUUCGUAAAGAUAACGUUAAUGUAAUUGAUUCCCUAACAUCCGUUGAAUUGUUACGUUUUGAUAGAGCAAUUUUCAAACAUAUCGGAUCAUCAAUUGUAAACACAUUUUUCAAAAUAUACAUCGUUGCUACAGAUGAUCAUAUCAUGAGUAGGAUGUUGACAAGUCUGGACAGAUGCGCAUUUAUUGCAGCGUUCUUCAAUUUCAAAAAGUUAUUCAACGAUAUUUUGACGUCCAUUGCCAAGUUAACAACAUUGUUACCAGCUAGUAGUUACGUCACCGGUGCUCCAGGAUCUGAGGCUACCGAAGAGGAAAAUGCUGAGUCAAAUGCUUCGGUUCAACCUACUGUAGAACGGGGAUAUAUUGACAUCGAUACUAUUCCACUCGUUGAAAUUACCAUGGAAGAUUCGAAGCAAAAGAUUCCAGUUAGUACACAGGCUGUUAGAUUGGGUAAAUCUUUCAAAGCUCAACUAUGUACUGUUAUACUGUUCAGGAUAAUACAACGGACCAACGACCCAUCAAUCAUGGGUUUAGAAUUUAUGUCAGAUAUAGUUAAGAUCCUACUAUCGUUAUUUGAGAAUUUGUUGAUUUCACCUGACAUAUUCCCUGAUUUACAACAGAGAUUGAAAAUUGGAAAUUUACCUAGGCCACUACCAGAGAUUACUAUAACGAAAAAUAACGAAAAUAAAGGUUUAUUGUCAACUUUUGCCUCAUAUUUAAAAGGUGAUGAAGAGCCUUCUGAUGAAGAAAUUGAUUCUUCGAUAAAAGCGUUGGAUUGUAUCGCAUCAAGUAAAGCUACUUCUUCAAUUUUUGGGAAUGUGAACAUUAUAACUCCAACUCUAGUCAGACUAUUAAUCACCUCAAUAAAUGUUAACAAGACGGCUGAAAAUUCAAGAUUUUUCGAAGCUGAAAUACUAUUCAUUAUUGAAAUAUCAGUGGCAUUAUUAUUGGUGAAAAACGAUAAGGAGUUGAGUUUAGUUGUUCUUGAAAAAUUAUGUGAAUUAACCGAAAUGACUGGUGUUACAAAGAGAACAAUUCGCAGAUUAGUAACAUACAAGUUAUUACUAAUUUCGGUUAUUAAAGGUCAAGAAGAAAAAUUGCAUUAUUUUAUUAAUGAGGAAUUACUGUUGAAAAAUGAAAUAUUCAAUCAAAAAUUUUUCGCAUUGGAACAAGGCAUGGAAUUGAUUAGCAUAUUAUUAUCACUGACUGAGAUACCAAAUUAUAGCGAAUAUGUAUUGAAGGAUGAAGGCUUCUGGAAAGUUUUGAGAAUGAUUGCAUCGAUGCCAGAGCAUACACAAGAAAUUUAUGAUUAUUUGAAUAAAAGAAUAAUCGGGGAUAAUAAUAACCUUUUGAGUAAUGAGAAUUUCAUGUUUGUUCUUGGCUUGUUAGACGAAAUUUCAUCAAUUGGAGCUAUCGGUAGUAAAUGGGAACAAGACUAUAAUAACUCGGUGAAAAGUGGUCAUAAGAUAAGUAAUGAAAAUCCAUACCAACCUAUAGUUGAGAUUUCAUUAAAAUCUAUUAAUUCUACUGCACGUUUAAUUUCAUCAUCGACUUUAACUAAGAACCAGAUAAUUGCGAUUAUACAAGCGCUGGCUCAUCAAUGCAUAAAUCCAUGUGAACAAAUCCGUUCAUAUGCAUUAGUUUCAUUAGAAGAUGCAUUAACAGAAAAAAUACGCCUUCCUAAUGCGGAGAUUACCACAUUGGAGGAUUUAAUUGAAAAUGGGUUAGUGACUCUUUUGAAUGCUAGUGACAGAAAUAAGAAAGAUAAUAUGUCAAUUUCUGAUAUCUUACAAGUUAUUUCAAAGGUUUAUCUAUAUCAUUUGAGAGAAGGUAUAACGACCAAUGAUACUUUCUUAAAAAUCCUGGGGAUUUUCAAUGCAUAUGUUGAGAUACCAGAAGUUGAGAAUGAAUUACAACAAGUUAUAAUAGAAAAGAAAAAAAUAGAAAAGACGUUUAAUGAAACUGAAUCAUCGCAUGAUCAGGAAACAGUCGAUCAGAUUCAGGAUUGA
Molecule: messenger RNA, 4359 nt
Organism: Kazachstania africana CBS 2517
Lineage: Eukaryota; Fungi; Ascomycota; Saccharomycetes; Saccharomycetales; Saccharomycetaceae
Gene: GEA2
Product: Arf family guanine nucleotide exchange factor GEA2
Exons: 1
Coding region: 1-4359 (1452 amino acids)
Biological process (GO): regulation of ARF protein signal transduction
Molecular function (GO): guanyl-nucleotide exchange factor activity
Source: RefSeq, a predicted model, not a curated record